UGUCCCUCUCAUAUAUAUCAUACUCAUAGUAAACACGUAUUCUUUUCAAUUAUUAGUAGAAUCUUGUGACGCUAUAGACAAAGAAGCGUUGCUCGACUUCAAGCAUAGAAUCACUUACGACCCAUCGCAACUACUCCAUACAUGGCUCCCAAUAACAGAUUGUUGCACCGCGUGGGAGGGUGUUGGUUGUGACCCCUUUAACGGACGAGUAGUAAACAUUUCUCGCUCUGGCUCUACUUUAGGUACCUUCAUGAAAGGUACGCUCUCCCCUUUCCUCGGUAAUCUUACCUUUCUUCAACUCCUUGACCUUAGUGGCCUUAGGGAGUUAAGUGGUCCCAUUCCUUCUCAACUAGGUAAGUUGUCUCAUUUAACCAAUAUUUUCUUAAACAUUAAUCAGCUAAAUGGUUCACUACCCUCUUCUCUUAUGGGUCUUCAUAAGUUAAAAAAGCUCCAUCUUAGCCAAAAUAGCCUCUAUGGCACCCUAACUAACUCCGUCUUUCAACCAUUGACAUCGAUUUUGGAAUUAGAUUUAUCGGAAAAUCAAUUUUCCGGGACAAUCCCAUCUUCCAUUGUUAACAAGAUUUUACUAACUAAGCUUUCAAUCCAGUACAACCAACUCUCCGGAAAAAUUCCUUACAAUAUUGGCAAACUAAAAAGCCUUACACACUUGCUUUUAUCAUCGAAUCGUAUUGUUGGAAAUAUACCCGAUUCUAUAGGUAAACUAUCGCAAUUAGAAGAUUUGUCCCUUGACCAAAACAAAAUCACUGGAUCUAUCCCAUUUUCAAUAGGACGUCUAGUUUCUUUGCAAUACCUAGAUCUUAGUAACAAUAAAUUAACCGGUGUUUUACCAAAUUCCCUUGGCAAUCUUUCAAAAAUUGUACACAUUCGCUUAGAAAACAAUAUGAUCACGGGUCGUUUACCAUCAAGUCUAGGGCAACUCUCUACGUUACACCGCAUGAUUUUUUCUAGAAAUCGAUUUUUUGGCCAAAUACCAACAAGUUUUGGCAAUCUAAAGAGCCUCAUUGAAUUAGAUUUGUCGAGAAAUCAACUUGUUAGCCCAAUCCCCCGUCAACUCAUUAAACUUAAGGAUUUAUUAUAUGUACUUGAUUUGUCGUACAAUCCACUUACUUUAGUGAAAAUACCAAGUUGGUUGUCCAAGUUUAGACUAUCUUAUCUAAUGUUAGCCCAAACAGGGAUCCAAGGCGAACUACCCCAAUUUUUUGAUAUGUCAUCAUCAUUAAUUUAUCUGGACUUAUCGAGUAAUGAACUCACAGGCAAAUUGCCUACAUGGAUAGGGAACAUGAGCGAGUUGUGGUACCUUAACGUAUCUCGUAAUAAAUUCUACUCUACCAUUCCAAAAGAAUUUAAGAAACUUUUACAAAUCUCAGAUCUUGAUCUUCACUCAAACAAAUUCUCAGGUCCUUUAGAUUUUAUUUUUGAUAAGAUUGCUCACAAAUCACAAGGACUAGGAUAUUAUGAGGCCAUCGAUGUUUCAAACAACAUGUUCACAGGUCCUAUUGAUAAAAAUAUUGGAAAUAAGCGAGCCAUGAAGAGGAUUAGUUCUUUAAUCUUGUCAAAUAAUCCAUUGGGUGGGCAAAUACCCAAGUCUAUUGGGUACUUGACCCGAUUGCGAGUGCUUGCCAUGGCCCACAAUUACUUAAGUGGAAGUAUUCCAAGGAAAGUGAUAAAUUUGAACAAUUUACAAGUGUUUGACGUCUUAAGAAAUAAACUAAGUGGAGAAAUCCCGGGACACAAGGGUAAUUUUCCUCUUUCUGCAUUUUUGGGUAACUAUGGUCUUUGCGGUGUGCCACUCUCUGCAUGUAACAAGUAUAGACGUUUUUAAUUUAUUAAGAGGUAUUCCAUCUGUUUCUUUUUUUCUUUACGUUUAGUUUUUUGCACGUUUAUUAACAACUAAUUAAUGUGCAUUGAGAUUCCUCUACUUUUUUAUUUA
Messenger RNA from Spinacia oleracea (spinach), 1951 nucleotides. Its product is annotated as LRR receptor-like serine/threonine-protein kinase RGI5. Gene Ontology annotation, molecular function: receptor serine/threonine kinase binding. The transcript is spliced from 2 exons. Bases 251 to 1843 code for a protein of 530 amino acids. The record is from RefSeq and is a predicted model, not a curated record. NCBI's taxonomy places the organism in Eukaryota, Viridiplantae, Streptophyta, Magnoliopsida, Caryophyllales, Amaranthaceae.